Acanthosepion pharaonis is the source of this 2646-nucleotide messenger RNA. The record is from the annotation of a GenBank genome assembly. NCBI's taxonomy places the organism in Eukaryota, Metazoa, Mollusca, Cephalopoda, Sepiida, Sepiidae.
AUGUCGUUUUCUCGAAUAUAUUUCAUUCAUUUCUCUUUCUAUUUCUUCCUUUUCUUCAUUUUCUUCCUUUCUUUCUUAGAUGUGUUUUUCUGGAGUAUAUUUCAUUUCUUUCUUUAUUUCAUUUUUUCUUUCUUUUUUUCUUUCUUCUUUCUUUCUUUCUUUCUUUCUUCUUUCUUUCUUUCUUUCUUCGAUGUCGUUUUCUCGAGUAUAUUUCAUUCCUUUCUUUCUCUAUUUCUUCCUUUACUUCAUUUUUUCUUUCUUUUUUCUUUCGUUCUUUUUUUCUUUCUUCGAUGUCAUUUUCUCGAGUAUAUUUCAUUCAUUUCUCUCUCUUUUUUCCUUUUCUUCAUCUUCCUUUCUUUCUUUUAUUCUUUCUUCGAUGUCGUUUUCUCGAGUAUAUUUCAUUCAUUUCUCUUUCUAUUUCUUUCUUUUCUUCAUUUUCUUCCUGUCUUUCUUAGAUGUGUUUUCCUAGAGUAUAUUUCAUUCCUUUCUCUCUCUAUUUCUUCCUUUACUUCAUUCUUUCUUUCUUUCUUUCUUUCUUCGAUGUAUCUCUCGAGUAUAUUUCCUUCCUUUCCCUAUCUCCCCCUUUUCUUCAUGCAUUUUUUACUUUCUUCGAUAUCUUUUUCUCUCUCUAUUUCUCCCCUCCUCGCCCGGUCGCUCAUUCUCUCCUUGUCGCUAACAGUUUAUAAUGGCUCGUAUGUCUUGUCCUCAUUCACCAUUUCAUUCAAUCCUUUAACUUUGUCUUCCUUAUCUUUGCAAUGUCUUGCUAUCUUACUCUCAUUUACCAAACAAAUGUCUGCGUGGACCGAAGCACACGAUCCAAUCCAUGUCAGUCAUUAUUUUUACUUCCCUGAAUCGUGUUUGUUCUUUUAUUAUUUUUUUUCUUCCUCAAUCUAUCUUUUAUCCGUUUUUUUAAUUCUUUGCUUACUUUUUUUCUCUUUAAAAUACGCUUUCCUUUCUCUCGCUUUUUCUUUCUUUCUAACGAUUUCUCAUUAUUUUUCUCUUUUUCUCCCCCUCUACAUUUCAUUGUUCAUUCGUUUUUUAUUCACGACUUUAUUAUAUUGUCUUUCUCUUUCAUUCUUUUCUUUUUUCUAUCACGCAGUCUUUCAUUUUGUCUACUGUACUAUUUUUUUUUUUAUUCUUUUUCAUUUUCCUUCGUUGAUUCUUUCUUUCUUGCUUCGUUUCUUUUCAUUUUCAUUAUUUUUGUUUUAUUUCAUUGCUUUUUAUUUUUUUCUGUCUGUCUUUCUUUCUUACUUUCUUCUUUCCUUACUUUCUUUUUUUCUUUCUUUCUUUCUUCCUUUCUUUUGUAUUCUUAUUUUCUUUAAUUAUUUCUUUCAUUCUGUCUUUCUUUCCGUUUUUGCUUUCAUUUUCUCUUUUUUUUUUCUAGUUUUUUCAUUGUUUUUAAAUUCAUUCCGGUCUUUCCACGUAGAAGGUUUUAUUUUUUUUCAUUCUUUUCUUCUUCUUCUUCUUCUUCUUCUUCUUCUUCUUCUUCUUCUUCUUCUUCUUAAGGUAAUACCUUGUAGAAUUGAACAGUCAGGUAUUAUUUAUUUUCAUUCUUUUUUCUACUUUCUUCUUCUUUUUCUUCUUAAGAAUGAACAGUCAGGUAUUAUUUAUUUUCAUUCUUUCUUCUUCUUUUUUCUUCUUCUUUUUCUUCUUCUUCUUAAGGUCUUUCGUCCUCGUCUUGAAAAAACAGACAUUCUUUAUUUUUUCUUCUUCUUCUUAACUUCUUUCGUUGUAAUCUUGAACAGUCAAAUUUUCUUUAUUUUCCUUCAUUUCUUCUUAAGGAUUUUUAGUGUAAAUUUGAACAUUCAGAUUUUCUUUAUUUUUCUUUCUUUCUUUCUUUCUUUCUUUCUUUCUUUCUUCUUAAGUCUUGAACCGUCAAAUUUUUUUUAUUUUUCUUUCUUUCUUUCAUUUUUAUUCUUCUUAAGUUAUUUCCUUGUAGUCUUGAACAUUAAGAUAUUCUUUAUUUUUCAUUCUUUCUUCUUUCUUUCUUUCUUCAUUCUUUCUUUCUUUAUUUCCUUCUUUCUUUCUUUCUUUCUUCUUCUUAAUUCAUUCUUUCUCUCUUCUAAUUUUAAUUCUUCAAAUCUUUCUUUCUUUCUCACAAAGUUCAUCAUUUCUUCCUCAUUAUUCUGUUUCACCAUGAACUCUUUUGUUGAUUUUUUCAUUAUUUUCUUUCUUUCUCUCUUUCUUUCUUUCGUUGUCUCUUUCUUUUUCAUUCCAUUCUUUUCCCUUUUUACAUGCAAGAUUUUCUUUCCUCCUUUCUUUCUUUCUAUCUUUCUUUCUGUUUUUAAACUCAGCUCAGGUUGUUUCUUUUUCUAUCUUUCUAUCUCUUUUAUACAUGAAAGAUUUUCUUUCUUUAUUUACUUUCAUUCUUUCUUUCUUUUUUUCUUUCUUUCUUUCUUCAUGCUUAAGUUGUCUCUCUCUUUUUUCAUUCCUUCUUUUUCUUUUUACAUGAAAGAUUUUUUCUUUUUUGCUUCUUUAUUCAUUUAUGUCCAAAGUAAACUAUUCCUUCUUUCAUUCCUUUCUUACCUUCUUUCUCAUUAUUCUGUUGAACCUUUUAUUUAUUUUUUCAGUAUUCUCUUUCUUUCUUCCUUUCUUUCUUUCUUUCUUUCUUUCUUCCUUUCUUUCUUUCUUUCUUUCUUUCUUUGA